AAAAGGAAAGAGGAACGUACUAAAAUGUCACCUGAAGUUGCCUUGAACAGAAUUUCUCCAGCGCUCUCGCCCUUCAUUUCCAGUGUGGUCAGAAACGGAAAAGUAGGACUGGAUGCUACUAAUUGUUUACGGAUUACAGACUUGAAAUCUGGGUGUACAUCCUUGACCCCUGGACCUAGCUGUGAUCGGUUUAAGCUACAUAUCCCUUAUGCUGGAGAAACACUCAAAUGGGAUAUAAUUUUCAAUGCUCACUAUCCUGACCUGCCACCAGAUUUUAUCUUUGGAGAGGAUGCUGAAUUUUUGCCAGAUCCUUCUGCCUUGCAUAAUUUGGCUUCUUGGAAUCCUUCAAACCCUGAAUGCCUCCUGCUUGUUGUGAAAGAGCUUGUGCAGCAGUAUCACCAAUUUCAGUGCAGCCGAUUACGUGAGAGCUCUCGUCUCAUGUUUGAGUAUCAGACUUUACUUGAAGAGCCCCAGUAUGGAGAAAACAUGGAAAUCUAUGCUGGCAAAAAAAACAAUUGGACUGGAGAAUUCUCAGCUCGCUUCCUCUUAAAGUUGCCUGUAGAUUUCAGCAAUAUUCCUACAUACCUUCUCAAGGAUAUGAAUGAAGAUCCUGGAGAAGAUGUUGCACUUCUCUCCGUUAGUUUUGAGGAUGCAGAAGCUACUCAGGUUUUUCCUAAGCUGUAUCUCUCCCCGCGUAUUGAACAUGCCCUUGGAGGAUCAUCUGCCCUUCAUAUCCCAGCCUUUCCUGGUGGAGGUUGUCUUAUCGACUACGUACCCCAAGUAUGCCAGCUGCUAACAAACAAGGUACAAUAUGUUAUUCAGGGAUACCAUAAGAGAAGAGAGUAUAUUGCAGCUUUCCUGAGUCACUUUGGAACUGGUGUGGUGGAAUAUGAUGCAGAAGGCUUCACAAAGCUUACUCUGUUGCUGAUGUGGAAAGAUUUUUGCUUCCUUGUUCACAUUGACCUACCCCUCUACUUUCCUCGAGACCAACCAACCCUAACGUUUCAAUCCGUCUACCACUUCACUAACAGUGGCCAGCUGUACUCCCAGGCCCAGAAGAAUUACCCGUACAGCCCCCGCUGGGAUGGCAAUGAGAUGGCCAAGAGAGCAAAGGCAUAUUUCAAAACAUUUGUCCCUCAGUUCCAGGAGGCAGCAUUUGCUAAUGGGAAGCUUUAGGCAGCCUCGGGCACGGAGAUGAUACGGGAUAGAACCUUCAGUCUGCGCGUGUCAGCCCAUGAGAAGAAUGCCUGGAAAUGGGUUGGACUGUGUGCUUAAGUGCUUUCUCGCCUCUGAAAUGGGUUUGGUAGCUUCAGGUUUUGUCAGAUUUCUGAAACAAAGACCUCACUAGCAUGCUUAAAACUGAAUGUUUGAUAUUCAUCCUGUCCCUUUGCCUCUGCCACCACCAUUCCUUCAUAUAUCUACUGGAUUAAAUUUAAAGGGUGUGUUUUGAUGUGAUAACAUUUUCUUGUGCCAACAGCGUCCUGUAUGUUAUGCCUUGUUUCCUUGUCUUCAGAUGGUGAAAAUUGGAUUUGCUUUUUCCACGGAAAUAUGAUGUAAUUUGUAUAUUUAGUUAACAUUUCCAGCUUAUCCUAAGAAAAUAUAAAACUGCCGUAUGUACCAGGAAUUUUUUUAUGCCUAAUGGACUGUACAGUGCCAUAUUCUGCCUUGGAGGUUUGCAUCUCACUGUGGUUGUUAUUCUCACAGGUACGGAUAUGAGUUGCACAGUUCAAUUCUCAGUGCCUUUCAAGUUGGUCUGAUAUUUAUAUGGCAGGAUGUCAGAGGGGAGUUUUUGAAUACUUCAGUCGAAAGCUCAUCUUAUAUGAAAUGCUAUGCUUUUGCGCUUUGUUUUUAUU
Charadrius vociferus (killdeer) is the source of this 1853-nucleotide messenger RNA. RefSeq names its product brain and reproductive organ-expressed (TNFRSF1A modulator) (gene BABAM2). The transcript has 11 exons. The record is from RefSeq and is a predicted model, not a curated record. The coding region runs from base 25 to 1176 and encodes 383 amino acids. Gene Ontology annotation, cellular component: BRCA1-A complex; BRISC complex. Gene Ontology annotation, biological process: double-strand break repair. Lineage: Eukaryota; Metazoa; Chordata; Aves; Charadriiformes; Charadriidae.